Messenger RNA from Panicum virgatum (switchgrass), 582 nucleotides. Its product is annotated as non-specific lipid-transfer protein C6-like. The transcript has 3 exons. The coding region runs from base 1 to 582 and encodes 193 amino acids. The record is from RefSeq and is a predicted model, not a curated record. Lineage: Eukaryota; Viridiplantae; Streptophyta; Magnoliopsida; Poales; Poaceae.
AUGGCGUCCGGCAAGCUCAUCGCCCUUCUCUUCGCCUUGGCCGCGGUGGCGGCGAUGGCGACGGUGCAGCCGUCCGAAGCGAGAAUCCAGGGUCUCGACUCUCUCGAGCGCCGCCAAGAUGCCGACCAAGUGCUGCGCGCCUCGACGUUCCACGACGCCGCGCCGUCGCCGAGCUCGCCCGGCGGCGUAGUCCCACCCCAGCCCGCCACGCGAAGCGCGCCGCCGCCGCCGGCGCUGACAGAGUGCAUGACGCCGCUGAUCGGCAUGGUGCCGUGCAUGGACUACCUCACCAACCUCACCGUGCUGGCGCCUCCGGCCGCGUGCUGCGACGGCCUCAAGGCGGUCAUCCGCGACGCCCCCAUCUGCCUCUGCCACGGCAUGAACGGCAGCAUGAACAGCCUCGUCAUGCCCCGGCACAUCGACCCCGUCCGGAUGAUCAUCCUCCCGCUCGCCUGCGGCGCCGUGCUGCCGCUCCAAACGCUCUUCUCCUGCAACACGCAACAUGUGCCGCCGAUAAUGCCACCGAUGCCGGCGCCGGCGCCUGCCAAUGAUGCUCCUGCAGCGUCACCGUUGUCGGAGUAG